This is a messenger RNA of Pristis pectinata (smalltooth sawfish), 3925 nucleotides long. It is a transcript of the gene lrrc8c, whose product is annotated as leucine rich repeat containing 8 VRAC subunit C. NCBI's taxonomy places the organism in Eukaryota, Metazoa, Chordata, Chondrichthyes, Rhinopristiformes, Pristidae. Gene Ontology annotation, molecular function: protein binding. The record is from RefSeq and is a predicted model, not a curated record. Bases 683 to 3124 code for a protein of 813 amino acids. The transcript has 5 exons.
CGGUCAAGCGCAGGCUGUGUCCCCUCUUCCCCUCCCAGCCUCCUUCCUGACCAACUCUGGGCGCGGAGAUUUGGCAGGACGUUCCGCAGACCCGGGAGGAGGAGAGACGGGGACCGUCCUUUUUUUUCCUGAAGAAUAGACUGUACCACCGUUCAGAUGCAAAGCAGCCAGAUGUGUCAUUCUGGCCGGGGGAAGCAGUGUUCCGCGCUGCAACAAGGUUGUCGUCCGCACGGAGGAUGCUAGCGGCUGAUGUGAACCGCACUGUGCAGGCAGUGUCUGAGUAACAUGUUAGCCAGCGCUUCCAGACCCACUUGUAUUGAAUGGUGACUCCUCUUCUACUGCAGAAAAGGGAAAAAAAUGUAAAAUAUGCAACUUGUCUUCUGCGACCAAGGGAAUAUAUCUAUUUUAGAAUUAAGGUCAGGAAAGACCCGGAUUUUCUGCCUCUUUGGAAUGAAUAGCUCUGGGUUUAUUUAAAAGUACUUUGGGCGUUUGCCUCAUGUAAACGGUACAAAUGCUGUGGAUUCACAAGCGUGCUUGUUGCUAGCUGAUAUCUCCUAAAUGUUUUGAUAAUUCUAUUCAUGCUGGAACUAUAGAAGGAGAAAACUUAUAAAGCUAAAAACCACCUCCUUGAAAGAGGCAAGACUUUCUUUGUAGAUUGGAAACCGUAUGGGCUAACCACUAGAUGUCGUUCCCACGAGCAAUGAUUCCAGUCACGGAGUUUAAGCAGUUCACUGACCAUCAACCUGCAUUUAGAGUGCUGAAGCCAUGGUGGGAUGUUUUCACGGAUUAUAUAGCCAUCGCCAUGCUGAUGAUUGGCGUAUUUGGAUGCACAUUACAGGUAAUGCAAGACAAGAUUAUUUGUCUUCCGAAACGCACUUCGCCCCAUAAUCUGCGCCCUGGUCCAAACCAAACUCUGGUCAACAUUUCUUCCAGUAAAUAUACGACACCCGUCCCGUUGCAGUUAACUACUUCUGCUUCCACCGAUGAGAUGAAAGGGCUGAAGACUAACCUUGACCUCCAACAGUACAGCUUUAUAAACCAGAUGUGCUAUGAGCGUGCCCUGCACUGGUACGCCAAGUAUUUCCCCUAUCUCGUCCUGAUACACACUCUGAUCUUCAUGCUGUGCAGCAACUUUUGGUUCAAGUUCCCCGGAUCCAGCUCCAAGAUCGAGCAUUUCAUCUCAAUCCUGGGCAAGUGCUUCGACUCCCCCUGGACGACUCGCGCUCUCUCCGAGGUUUCCGGCGAGAACCCGGAGGAGAAGGACAACAAGGGUGGCGAGAAGAACAACGUGGUCAAGGCAGCGCCGGGCCUGUCCGUCUCCGAGGGCGACUUGGUGAAGACCCAGUCGCUGCGUUCCAUUCCCGAGAAGAUCGUGGUGGAGAAACCAGCCGUGAGCGCCCUGGACCAGAAGGAAGGCGAGCAGGCAAAGGCGUUGUUCGAGAAGGUCAAGAAGUUCCGACUCCAUGUGGAAGAAGGAGAUCUCCUGUAUUCCAUGUACGUGCGCCAGACCAUCAUCAAGGUCAUUAAGUUCGUUUUCAUCGUUGUCUACAAUAGCAUCCUGGUGUCCAAGGUCAACUUCACGGUGGAUUGUGAGGUCAACAUUCAGGAGAUGACCGGCUACUGUAAGUUUUCUUGCAACCACACCAUGGCUCACUUGUUCUCCAAGCUGUCCAUUUGCUACCUGUGCUUUGUCAGUGUCUAUGGCUUGACCUGCCUUUACACUCUCUACUGGCUCUUCUACCGCUCCCUGAAGGAAUACUCCUUCGAGUACGUCCGGCAUGAGACCGGCAUCGACGACAUCCCCGACGUCAAGAACGACUUCGCCUUCAUGCUGCACCUGAUCGAUCAGUACGACCCGCUGUACUCCAAGAGGUUUGCCGUCUUCCUCUCCGAGGUGAGCGAGAACAAACUCAAACAGCUGAACCUGAACAACGAGUGGACCCCGGACAAGCUGCGGCAGAGGUUGCAGACCAACAGUCAGAACAGGUUGGAGCUGCAACUCUUCAUGCUCUCGGGGCUGCCCGACACCGUGUUUGAGCUGACGGAGCUGCAGUCCCUGAGGCUGGAGAUUAUCAACAACGUGACCAUCCCGGCGACCAUCGUUCAGCUGGAAGGGCUCCGGGAGCUCUCCCUCUACCAGUGCUCCGUGAAGAUCCACAGCGCGGCGCUGGCCUUCCUCAAGGACAACCUCAAAGUCUUGCGGGUCAAGUUCGACGACAUGCGGGAGCUGCCGAACUGGAUUUACAACCUGAAGUGUCUGGAAGAGCUCCAUCUUCAAGGCUCCCUGAGCCCCGACCUGUCCAAGAACGUCACACUGGAGUCGUUGCGAGAGCUCAAAAGCCUCAAGGUCCUCUGCAUUAAGAGCAAUCUAACCAAGGUCCCACCUUCCAUCGUUGAAACCUCCAGCCACCUCCAGACACUGUGUAUCCACAACGAUGGCACCAAGUUGGUGAUGCUCAACAGCCUGAAGAAGCUGUCCAACCUGACAGAGCUGGGGCUGAUCCACUGUGACCUGGAGCGCAUACCCCACGCCGUGUUCAGUUUGACCAACCUGCAGGAGCUGGACUUGAAGGAGAACAACCUGAGGUCGGUGGAGGAGAUCAUCAGCUUCCAACACUGCCGCAAGCUCACCUGCCUCAAGAUGUGGCACAACAGUAUAACUUACAUCCCAGAGCACAUCAAGAAACUGACCAGCCUCGAGUGUCUCUACUUUAGCCACAACAAGAUCGAGGUGCUGCCCUCGCACCUUUUCCUGUGCAACAAGCUGCGCUCUCUGGACCUGGGCCACAACGACAUUCGCUUCAUCCCGCCGGAGAUCGGCGUGCUGCAGAGCCUGCAGGACUUCUGUAUCACGGGCAACAAGGUGGAGAGCCUCCCCGACGAGUUGUACUUUUGCAAGAAGCUGAAGACGCUGAAGAUCGGCCGCAACAGCCUCUCCGUCCUGUCACCCAAGGUCGGCAACCUGGCGCUGUUGACCCUGCUGGAGCUGAAGGGCAAUCAUCUGGAGGUGCUGCCGAGGGAGCUGGGCGAGUGCCGCUCGCUGAAGCGGAGCGGGCUGCUGGUAGAGGACGCCCUCUUCGACGGGCUGCCCUGCGAUGUUAGAGAACAGAUGAGAGCGGAAUAGGGCAGGGAGCACUCCACGCCCCCGGCGAGCGAGUGCCAUCAAGCGGCAAUAGUCUCAACCUUAAAUUCCUUUUGCUUCUCAUCCAGUCCAACUCGCCAGCGUUAAUUUUUACAUUAACCUCGUAUUUUAUAAUCCGUUAUUUUAUAUUUAUAUAUAAAUAUAUUUUUAGCUGCGACUGUAUGAAACAACUGAUUGAAUAAUGCUGUUGGCUCGCUUCUGUUGGGAAUAAUGUUGAUCUUCACUUUGCCACAUUUCUUGGGAGAGCUGGGCAGCACGAAGACCAUCCCAGCCUUUAAUACAUGGGUAAUAUUUAUGGUAUCAGGACUUCUGUGCUCAGUGUCGUGGGCAGGCAAGCGGGAACUUAUUUAUUAGAGAGAGAUAAAAAUCAAUGGGGGGGGGGGCGACGUGCCUUUUGGAAGGGUUUUACCCAACGGAACUGCGCAAGAAGAGGCGAAGUGCCACUAGGUUGAAGAACCCCGUUCAGUUUGUUUGAGGCGGAGAUCUAACAGGGAAUAAAACCUUUGCACUUAAAGCAAUGGGAAUGCGUGAAUUUUAAGGCAACGGGAUAGGAGGGGAAUUGUGGAAGUUAUUUUUGUUCACCCAGGGAGAGGCGGGGGGUCUGGAACUCACUGUCUGAACAGCGACGACCCUCACUGCAUGUAGGAGACGAGCACUUGGAACUAACACAUGCCUUGCACCAGAACUGAGAAGGAGAAUUAAUUUGAAGAUCUUUGGGGGCCAGCAUUGGCGCAGGGGGCCAAAUGGCCUCCCGCGCCCGCACAUUUCUGUGAUUCCAGUGGG